CUGUGCAAACGGCCCUUACCCAAGUCCGACCAUGGAGGAAGGAUUAGUUCGACUCAGUUGAGUUCUGUUUAUAAAUACGUACUCAAAACAAUUACAAGAGGUCGAAUAGCCCUGGUAGCUGAGACCGAUAAUUAUUGAAAAGAAGAUGUUAAAUCUGUGCUAUAGAAAAAUUUUACGAUUUCGUCAAUUAAGUUAUGUUAGAACAUAUACUCAACAAAAAGAAAAUACGUCACCCAAGAACGAUGAACCUCUUUCUAAAAUUUCAGAAACAUUUAGUAGACAAGGAGACAAUGGAACAUCUAAAACUAUAAAUGGAGACAUAUUACCCAAAGAUAGUCAAGUUUUUAAUGCAAUUGGUGCUACAGAAGAGCUUUUAAGUUAUAUUGGCUUAGCACGUGAACAUGCAAAUGAAUCUGAGCAACAGUAUACAGACAAAUUAAAAAGAAUUCAAACAAUAAUUAUUGACUUAAGCACAGCAAUAUCCAAAUCUUGCACCAAUACAGCUAUUUCACCAACAUAUACAAAAGAACUAGAGGAUUGGAUACAGGAAUAUUCUAAACAACUACCAGCUCCUGAACAAUAUAUCAUACCAGGAGGAGGAGUAGCAAGUGCCUCUCUACAUGUAGCAAGAGCAAUUUGUAGAAAAACUGAAAGAGUAAUAGUACCACUAGUGCGACAAGGAUGUUUAGAUAAGGAGGCUCAAAUUUAUUUAAAUCGCUUGUCUGAUUUUUUGUUUACAGUGUCUCGAAUAGCUGCCAAACAUGACCAAAGAGCUGAGAGUAUUUAUAUUCCCAAACAAGACCAAACUAUUCAAGCACAGUAAAUAAAAUUAAUCCCAAGUUUAAAAUUUCAACACAAGUACAAACGUGUUUAUACCUAUACUGUAUAUAAUUUAGUGUAGCAUUGGCAGGUUUCGUUUGCUUUACUAACCUCCAUGCAAGACAUGGGAAUCAGUAGUAGACCAAGCGCUCAAGAAUGAGGAUUCGUCGUAGACAGGAGCAAAAAGAUGCUUUAGACAUCAUGGAUGAUACCAACAUUCUUUAUGGACCUGGCAUCGAUGAUUCAGUGUGAGAUGAUCCAGCACCGAGUUAGGAGGGGCAUCGCAAUUCUACUUUUUUCCGAAACGCUUCCGAAUAAUUGCUGCCAUUUCCGUAUUUUUUAAUAUUUCUUCAUGAAAAUUUGACACAAUAUUCUUUGAAUCUUAUACUUUAAUGUAACAUUGGUUUUAAUAA
Psylliodes chrysocephalus is the source of this 1232-nucleotide messenger RNA. NCBI's taxonomy places the organism in Eukaryota, Metazoa, Arthropoda, Insecta, Coleoptera, Chrysomelidae. The record is from the annotation of a GenBank genome assembly.